Molecule: messenger RNA, 1928 nt
Organism: Mustela lutreola (European mink)
Lineage: Eukaryota; Metazoa; Chordata; Mammalia; Carnivora; Mustelidae
Gene: ERMAP
Product: erythroblast membrane associated protein (Scianna blood group)
Exons: 14
Coding region: 114-1928 (604 amino acids)
Biological process (GO): T cell receptor signaling pathway; regulation of cytokine production
Cellular component (GO): external side of plasma membrane
Molecular function (GO): signaling receptor binding
Source: RefSeq, a predicted model, not a curated record
GCCCUCUCCGGGUGCAAGAUGGCGGCGGGCGGCGGGCGACGGUCGGGAGUCGGCGCCGACCCUCCCCGUCUCGAUAAAGGAACAGAGGCACGGAGAAGUUAAAUGACUUGUUCAUGGUUACACAGCUAGCUCACCUCCAUGGCCUUCCUGAUGUCCCUGUCCGGUGCCUCAUCUCCCUGAAUGGCCAGAGGAAGCGUUCCCAGCUUGGAGACUCCAGCUCUGCUGGUGAGGCACAGAGGGUCCUCCAUUCCAAAGGUGUUCCCACGGAGAUGGCAAAUUCCUCUGGCUCCUGGCUCUCCAGCUGCCUCGUGGCACUUAUGUUCCUCCGGCUGCCCCUGCCGUUGUCAGGGGACGCCGACGACUACCACCUGGCCCCACUAGGGGGCACAGCCGAACUGCCCUGCCCCAUCCCCCUGUGGCCGGUCACCGUGCCCACCGCGGUGACGUGGCUGCGGUCCCCAAGCCCGGACCGCUCCCAGGUCGUGCACGUGUUCCGCGACGGGAGAGACCGGGAGGAAGGCGUGAUGCCAGAAUACAAGGGGCGGACGGCGCUGCGGAGGGACCCGGGAGAGGGGAGCGUGUCCCUGGAGAUCCGCCACGUCCGGCUGGAGGACCGAGGGCUGUACCAAUGCGAGGUCCAGAUCGGAAACCUGACUCGGGAUGGCAUCGUGACCCUGCAGGUGGCAGUUCUAGGCUCCGACCCUUAUAUCCACGUGAAGGGCUACGACGCUGGAUGGAUCCAGCUGGUGUGCAGGUCUGCGGGAUGGUUUCCACAGCCCUUGGCCCAGUGGAAAGACCCUCAAGGCAGAGUGCUUCAACCCUUGUCGGAUGUCCAUGUCCUGGAAGCUGGGCUCUUCCGGAUCGCGGUGUCUAGCAGAGUCAGGGACAGCACGCUGGGGAACGUGUCCUGCACCGUCCACAAUUUGGCCCUCGGCCAAGAGAAGACCACAGCCAUGCUCAUAGCAGCCCCUUCUCCAGGGAGGAUCUCCUCCUCUACAGUGGCUCUUGCUGUCAUCCUGCCUGUCCUGGGAAUUCUCAUCAUCGUGGGCAUUUACCUCAUCUGGAAGCAAAGAAGAUCAAAAGAGAAGCUUCUCUAUGAACAGGUGAUGGAGGUAGAAAAUCUUCUCUCAGACCACGCAAAAGAAAAAGGAAGGCUCCAUAAAGCCCUCAAGAAACUCCGGAGUGAACUGAAGUUGAAAAGAGCUGCGGCGAACUCAGGCUGGAGGCGGGCGAGGCUGCACUUUGUGGCAGUGACCCUGGACCCAGACACAGCACAUCCCAAACUCAUCCUGUCUGAGGACCGGCGACGUGUGAAGCUUGGAGACAGAAGGCAGCCUGUGCCCGACGGCCCCCAGCGAUUUGACUUCGUCGUCAGUGUCCUGGGCGCUGAGUACUUCACGGCAGGCUGUCACUACUGGGAGGUAGACGUGGGAGACAAGACUAAAUGGGCCCUGGGGGUGUGUAGUGAGUCUGUGAGCAGGAAGGGGAAGAUCACUGCCACGCCUGCCAAUGGACACUGGCUUGUCCGCCAGAGUAGUGAGAAGGAGUACGAAGCUCUCACAUCCCCACAGACUACGCUGCGCCUCAAGGAGCUCCCGAGGUGUGUGGGAAUUUUCCUGGACUAUGAGGCAGGCAUCAUUUCCUUCUACAAUGUGACCAGCAGAUCCCACAUCUUUACUUUCACCCACACCUUCUCUGGCCCCCUUCGCCCUUUCUUUGAGCCCUGCCUUCAUGACGGUGGGAAAAACACAGCACCUCUAAUCAUCUGCUCAGAACUCCAGAAAUCAGAACCACCAACCGUCCGCAAGCCAGAAGAAAAAGGUCAUGCGAAUGGAGAUGUGACCAUGAACGUGAACCCUUCCUUAUUCCCACGCUGGCCCUCUGACCUUGCCCCAGCCCUUCAAGGUCUCAAGGUUCCUUCUUUUUAG